CGGUGUUGUUUAAAUAUCUCAUUAAAAUGGACAGAAUUUGAAAUCUGAGAACAGUUUCUUAUCAAAAGUAACAAACCCCAAAGUGAUUGUGAUGGGAGGUGAGCUACAGUGUUCUUUUCAUUCACCAUCUGGUAACAGCAAAGACAAAUCGAUUCUGGGGAUUAAUUGAUAGUUUCUAAUAAAAAAUGAGAAUCGAGAAAUCAAUAUUUUUUACCCAGGCCUAAUGAAUUUACAGUUUAAUAUGAUACAGAAAUACUAGAAAUAUAUAACAGAAACAUACCUAAAGCAAAAUGACAAUGACUGUAUUAUCGAAUAUUAUUUAUAUGUAAAAUCUUGUAUUGAUAUAGGCUUAACUACAGUCUGACAAUAAUGUACUUUAUAUAAAGAAUUCAUAUUACAAAAACACAUACUCAUCAUGUUGCCUGGAUUGUUUUUAGUCAACAUGGUAAGAAAGAAGAGAAUAAAACCUGAGCAGGAUGCAAAAGAACACAUAUUGCCGGGCAAAGACAAAGCCUUCAUUGAGGGAUGACAAAUCAACACAUUUAAAGAUUACCUAUAAAGACAAAUCAAAGACAGUUGCAAAGAAAGGAGAUUCAGCUUUGACUGGAAAUGAAAUGGAAUUGUGUGACGAGACAUCAGUGACUGUGACUGAAUACAGUGUGAAUCCUUCCUCAUCAGUGAACGAGAAAAUGACCUGUAAAGACAAAUCAAGGACAGCUGAAAAGAAAGAUUCAGCUUUGACUGGAAAUGAAAUGGAAUUGUGUGACGAGACAUCAGUGACUAUGACUGAAUGCAGUGUGAAUCCUUCCUCAUCAGUGAAAGAGAAAUGCCACCAUGAAGUUCACAGUGCUGUUAUCUCUAGUUUGGAUUCUUGUGGAGAUUGCAGUGGACCUGUGUCAAGUUGAAAAUGGCUUGGCCUUACAUGCAAAUAUCAGUAUCUGCAUCACUCAUAUAUAUGGUUGUAUGUGUGUUCUUGACCCUCUUGAAAACAAAAUGGGCUGUCCUAUAAAUUCCUGGUAUUUUUAUUUCAUUUUUUGUGCAGUUUAUUCAAAUCAUUUUUAUUUUUAGGACAUGUCUAUUUUCUGCAUUUGUCUUUUUUGAAUAAAAAAAUGUGCAGUAAUCUGAUUAUAACUAAACGAAGCGUGCUUUUAUUUAACUUUAAUUUUUUUUCAGUAUGUUCAAGAUCACGGCACAAAAUAAGACACUGGUAUGUUAAUUUCUUUUACAUCACAUUGUAAACAUUUUCAAGUUUGUUACAUCAAAACUGUGAUGGACAUUAACUUUUUAAGACCUGAAGGCUUUUUUUGAGUUUUUUUUUUUCUGAGCAACAUACACAAAAGUAAAGACUCAUAACUUCAAAUCUAUAGCAAGGAGAGUCAAAAGGUAGGUAUCAUUUGAUAGAACACUUUGUAAAUUUUUAGAAAAUAUAAAUUACAUUACAUUUGGAUAUUGUCAUGCUGAGAAACCGCUGAUAAAAGACAAAAAAUAUAUAUAAUUUUUUUUUUAUAAUUUUUCAUUUUUUUUUUUAUUUGACAU
Molecule: messenger RNA, 1536 nt
Organism: Ctenopharyngodon idella (grass carp)
Lineage: Eukaryota; Metazoa; Chordata; Actinopteri; Cypriniformes; Xenocyprididae
Exons: 6
Coding region: 477-905 (142 amino acids)
Source: RefSeq, a predicted model, not a curated record